UCUCAUUCCAGCACGCUUGGUGGGGACUCUCAGGGGAUAGCCCUGCCUGUUUCCCUGCCUGUCAACCACAACCGGCUCGGCUUAAAGAGUGCUGCUACUACCCUUGUUGUUGUGGUCACAGGUUUUAAUGGCAUUGGCUUGAUGGGGGCAUCAAAGUGAUGGUCUAAGUGCUCACAGUCACAGAAGUGCUUGUGUGGGGAAUGUUGCGCUGGACGGUGCACCUAGAAGGAGGGCCACGGAGAGUCAACCAUGCUGCUGUGGCAGUGGGGCACAAGGUGUACUCCUUUGGAGGCUACUGCUCCGGGGAGGACUAUGAGACACUCCGCCAGAUUGAUGUGCACGUCUUCAACACAGUGUCAUUGCGCUGGAUGAAGUUGCCUCCAGUGAGGAUUGCAGGUCAUGAACGUGUCCGUGAAGUGCCAUAUAUGCGUUAUGGCCACACAGCUGUGCUGCUGGAUGAUACUAUCUACCUCUGGGGCGGGCGUAACGACACAGAGGGGGCCUGCAAUGUGCUCUAUGCUUUUGAUGUCAAUAACCACAGAUGGUACACACCCAAGACUUCAGGGACUGUUCCAGGAGCAAGGGAUGGCCACUCGGCCUGUGUUCUGGGGAAGGCAAUGUAUAUAUUUGGAGGAUAUGAACAGCUGGCUGACUGCUUCUCCAAUGACAUCCACAAGCUGGAUACCACUAGCAUGGUUUGGUCACUAAUUAAUGCCAGAGGCACCCCAGCACGCUGGAGAGACUUCCACUCAGCUACCAUCAUCGGGACAAAAAUGUUUGUGUUUGGAGGGCGGGCAGAUCGCCUUGGUCCCUUCCACUCCAACAAUGAGGUCUACUGCAAUAAGAUCAGAGUGUUUGACACAGAGACCAACUGCUGGCUGACCACCCCUUCAACACAACCAUUGCCAGAGGGACGCAGGAGUCAUUCAGCCUUUUCCUACAAUGGAGAGCUGUACAUAUUUGGAGGAUACAAUUCCCACAUGGAACGACACUUCAACGACCUUUGGAAAUUCAAUCCAGAAAACUUUACGUGGAAGAAAGUUGAACCUAAAGGGAAAGGUCCAUGCCCUCGAAGGCGGCAGUGCUGCUGUAUGGUUGGAGAUCGAAUCAUCCUCUUUGGAGGAACCAGCCCCUGCCCAGAACAAGGAAUGGGAGAUGAAUUCAACCUCAUGGAUCAUUCAGACCUGUAUAUCCUAGACUUCAGCCCUAAUUUGAAGACUUUAUGCAAAAUAGCUGUCAUUCAGUACAGUCUGGAGCAGUCGGGACUCCCGCAUGAUAUCAGGUGGGAACUGGCAGCCAUGACAACCAACAGCAACAUCAGUAGGCCCAUCUUCUCCUCCCAUGGCUGAAGAAGCUAAAAGUGAAGCAGAACCCAGACUCUGUUUCAGGACGCUGGGCUUUUAUCUUUCUAAUCAAGGACUGUUUUUGUAUAGUCUGGAUCUCUAUCCGAUUUUAUUUUACACACUCUACAAAGUGAGAACUUUUACUGACCAAAACAUCCCACACGAGACUCCCUCGGACACCGUGGACUUUGCCAAGUCGAGGUAUAUUUGAACCCUUAAGAUGGAAAUUGUUGAUGCCUGUUCACCUUUUUUCUCUUCUUUCUAGCCUCUCUAGAAAUUCAAUCAGCCUAUGAUAAUCAUAGACUUCUAAUCUUAAGCACAGGAGGAGACGAGAACUUCAGCCAAAGGUUUUGAGAGAUAGUCUCUUGGAGGAUUGUCGUCCAGAUGUCACACUCAUGCAAAUGUGAACCUUCUGUUUCAGAUGUAAAGGGACUGAGAUGGUUAUGUUACUUGCAGCUUUAGCUUAAUCGGUCAUGUACAGCUAUCAGGUUCACGGGCAGAUGGAGCUGGUAGGUGUUGAAUAGAAGGAGAAUAUUCUGCAAUACUGGAGUGUAAUGAUUGCAAAAUAUUGGGCUGGUUUUCAUUGCUGGGCCAUUUCCCUUCAUUAUAAUUCUGAUGGUAUCCCACUUCUUGAGUGGCUACAAGUUGAUUUGCAAGGCAGCCAAUGAAAACUGUCUGCCUUGUAAAGUACUCAAGUGCUUCUACCUCCCUGAAUAUCAUUGGGUCUCUUGGAUUUCCCCUACAUUGAACUCCUACUUUCCCCAGA
Archocentrus centrarchus (flier cichlid) is the source of this 2109-nucleotide messenger RNA. It is a transcript of the gene klhdc3, whose product is annotated as kelch domain containing 3. The transcript has 11 exons. Bases 201 to 1349 code for a protein of 382 amino acids. Gene Ontology annotation, molecular function: protein binding; chromatin binding. Gene Ontology annotation, cellular component: cytoplasm. Lineage: Eukaryota; Metazoa; Chordata; Actinopteri; Cichliformes; Cichlidae. The record is from RefSeq and is a predicted model, not a curated record.